Molecule: messenger RNA, 2654 nt
Organism: Globicephala melas (long-finned pilot whale)
Lineage: Eukaryota; Metazoa; Chordata; Mammalia; Artiodactyla; Delphinidae
Gene: SPPL3
Product: signal peptide peptidase like 3
Biological process (GO): membrane protein proteolysis
Cellular component (GO): cytoplasmic side of endoplasmic reticulum membrane; Golgi-associated vesicle membrane; lumenal side of endoplasmic reticulum membrane
Molecular function (GO): aspartic endopeptidase activity, intramembrane cleaving
Source: RefSeq, a predicted model, not a curated record
CCGCCGCCUCCGCCUCCGCCCGCUGGCCAUGUCCUCCGGCCGCCGCCGCCGCCGCACGAGCGCGGGGCUCCCGCGGCCCAGCGCGCAGUGAGAGCGGGGCCCUCUUGCCGUUCGCCCGCCCCGGGGCCCCCUUGUUCUCAGCGCCGCCGCCGCCGCCAUGUUGGGUUCAGAGCCGCAGCGGAGCCGCCGCCGCCGCCGCCGGUGAGGGAGGCCGAGAGCGGAGCCCGCCCCGCCCCGGGGCCCAGGGAGCGGGGCCGCCUCGGAGCCCGGCCUCUCCCCGCCAGCCGCCUUCCCGGCCCGCCCGCCCGCCCGCGGUGUGAGCGAGCGAGCGCCGGGCCGCGCCUUCCGUUCCCGGCCUGAGCGAGCCCGCCGUCCGUUCGUUCCCCCGCCGCCGGGCCCGGUCAUAUCCUGCAGCGGAGCCCUCCAGAGUCAGCGCCAUGGCGGAGCAGACCUACUCGUGGGCCUAUUCCCUGGUGGAUUCCAGUCAAGUGUCUACAUUUCUGAUUUCCAUUCUACUUAUAGUCUAUGGUAGUUUCAGGUCCCUUAAUAUGGACUUUGAAAAUCAAGAUAAGGAGAAAGACAGUAACAGUUCUUCUGGGUCUUUCAAUGGCAACAGCACCAAUAAUAGUAUCCAAACUAUUGACUCUACCCAGGCCCUGUUCCUUCCAAUUGGAGCAUCUGUCUCUCUCCUAGUAAUGUUCUUCUUCUUUGACUCAGUUCAAGUAGUUUUUACAAUAUGUACAGCAGUUCUUGCAACGAUAGCUUUUGCUUUUCUUCUUCUCCCGAUGUGCCAGUAUUUAACAAGACCCUGUUCACCUCAGAACAAGAUUUCCUUUGGUUGUUGUGGGCGUUUCACUGCUGCUGAAUUACUAUCAUUCUCUCUGUCUGUCAUGCUCGUCCUCAUCUGGGUUCUCACUGGCCAUUGGCUUCUCAUGGAUGCCCUGGCCAUGGGUCUCUGUGUCGCUAUGAUCGCCUUCGUCCGCCUGCCCAGCCUCAAGGUCUCCUGCCUGCUUCUCUCAGGGCUUUUAAUCUACGAUGUCUUUUGGGUGUUUUUCUCUGCCUACAUCUUUAAUAGCAACGUCAUGGUGAAGGUGGCCACACAGCCGGCUGACAAUCCCCUUGACGUUCUAUCCCGGAAGCUCCACCUGGGGCCCAAUGUUGGGCGCGAUGUUCCUCGCCUGUCUCUGCCUGGAAAACUGGUCUUCCCCAGCUCCACUGGCAGUCACUUCUCUAUGUUGGGCAUUGGAGACAUCGUGAUGCCUGGACUCCUGUUGUGCUUUGUCCUUCGUUACGACAACUACAAAAAGCAAGCCAACGGUGACUCCUGCAGUGCCUCUGGACCCGCCAACAUCUCCGGACGCAUGCAGAAGGUUUCCUACUUUCACUGCACCCUCAUUGGAUACUUCGUAGGUCUACUCACUGCUACUGUGGCAUCUCGAAUUCACCGAGCAGCCCAGCCCGCCCUUCUCUAUUUGGUGCCAUUUACCUUAUUGCCACUCCUCACGAUGGCCUAUUUAAAGGGUGACCUACGGCGGAUGUGGUCUGAGCCAUUCCACUCCAAGUCCAGCAGCUCCCGAUUCCUGGAAGUAUGAUGGAUCACAGAGAGCGACCAGAAUGGCCUCUCAGUCCUUUUCUGUCCACGUGUGGUUUUGUUUCCUCUUAGAGCUGGCCUGGUACUUGGAGAUCUACCUGUCUAAGGACUGCCAUGUGACCGGAUUAUGCAUUUGCAGGAGCGAGGUGCUGGAGCCUGAGUGGUUCCUUCUCUUCCUGCCGUUGGAGAGGUGGAGCCCUUCCUGAAGUGACAGGCCUUCCCCAGCACUCCUCCCUCCCCCGUUUUUAUGGAUCUGCACCAGACUGUUAACCUUUGGGGGACGGAGAUGUGACUGUUUAAACUGACAAGGGCAAGGAGUUGUUCUAUACCUUUGAACACUAAAAGGAUGAAAAACAUUAGCGAACUGGUUUCCUCAGUGAACCCUCAAGAACUUUUGGGACCAGUUUCCUAUGGGGGACUCAGUUUCAGAGAACUGAGACAGAAACUCUUCUGUCAUUAUAUUCUUCUUUCCGUUUUUUGGAUUUAUUAAAUAUUUUCUGUGGUGUGAAGUGACUUAUUAAAUCCACAGACACUGAGUGACUUCUUACAACAUACACGUAAGAAUUUGUUGUAAUGAGUUCACGUCCACCCAGAUGUUGUGUUGGCAGUGAACGAGGGCACGGUUUUUAAUACAUACAUACACACACAUGCACAUGGAUAUAUAUGAAUAAACAAAAAUUAAAACCUGCUAAGAUCAUGCUGUAUAGCAGACAGGGGCUUGCUGUAAUUUUUAGCAUGUAGAGCAGUUCACUCUGGCUUCCUUGUAUAUGGAUAAGCGGCUGUCUUUCCCUCCACAACUGAACGUGCAGUUAAAAAACAGUAUAGUAUUUGUACUGAUAUACUCAUGGACUUUAGGGGAUGCUCAUUUGGUUUUUGAUCAGUGUAGCAAAUUAGGGAUGAAAAGUUAAAACUUUUUGGCCCUUUUUUCAUUUUUACAGGCUUCUCCCUUGCAGGGUUUUUGAUAGUUUCUUCUUGAACCAGUGCAUGUAUUAUAGCAGCAGGUGUCUUUGUGCUUUCUGAUCAUAGUAAUGUACUACUUGUAAAUACAUUUUUCUAUUUUCUA